Molecule: messenger RNA, 480 nt
Organism: Hydatigera taeniaeformis
Lineage: Eukaryota; Metazoa; Platyhelminthes; Cestoda; Cyclophyllidea; Taeniidae
Source: the annotation of a GenBank genome assembly
AUGGUUGGACCUCCAGGCACCGGUAAAACGCUCCUGGCCAAAGCCGUUGCUACGGAGUGCGGCACUACCUUCUUCAACGUCUCGAGCUCCAGCCUCACCAGCAAGUGGCGUGGUGAGUCAGAGAAAUUAGUGCGCAUUCUUUUCGACAUGGCGCGUUUUUAUGCUCCGAGUACCAUCUUCAUCGACGAAAUCGACUCGCUUUGCUCGCGGCGUGGAGGUGAAUCCGAACAUGAGGCCUCUAGGCGUGUCAAAUCUGAACUCCUCGUACAAAUGGAUGGUGUUAACGGAGCUACUGGACAGGAUGACGACCCAACCAAAACGGUCAUGGUUCUUGCUGCGACUAACUUUCCUUGGGACAUCGAUGAAGCUCUAAGACGUCGACUGGAAAAACGGAUUUACAUACCUCUGCCAAGCGGUCUUGAAAGUGUCCAGCAUCACGAAACUGCCGUGGUUCUGUUGAUUUACAAAACAAAAUCAUAA